GCGUCGGUAGGUCCGUCACCGUGGGCUGCGCUUGGCACACGCACCGGGCUGAAUAUCGCUGAAAGUUCCGGCGCGGGGAGGGCAUACAGCCGCGCCAGUACCCCUCCGACCAGCGAUGCUGUGCUGUCUCCGGAAAUAGAAUGUGCAUAACGUCCGUAGAUCGGCCGAUCGGGUGCGCGAGUGUGAGUGCAAAUGACUGAUAGCCCGAUUUAGCGGGUUGAACUUGAACAAAAUGUGGACCAAAAGGUUAUGGUUAUGGAGGUUUAUGUUGUGCAUGUUGUUAGCGGUGUCGGUGCUGGCGGCCACAGCGAGAGCUGAUGCCGAUGUACCUUCUGAAUCACAAUGCCGUCCAUACAUAGAAAAAGCUCUAAAAGAAAAAGAGUCGGGAGAUACGGAACGAGAGUCUGCAGAAAAAAACGAAAGUAGUGAAGUAAAUGUAGAUGACGAUACGAAUGAAGUCAACUCAGCAGAAGGUAAUGAUAAUACAGACAGUAAAGAGGAUGAUGCACCAUCUUUAGAAGUCGCAGAUGAACCCUAUGUAUCCGAAGCUUCAGUUGAAGUGGUCGAAGACAGUGAGACGAAUGAGGACGCGACAAUAGAAGAGAAAGAAGAUAAUAGCGCAGAAGAGCAGACAGAAGAAAACCAGGAGCAAAGCGACGGAGACAGCAAUGAGGAAGCAUCUGCUGAAGACCAAACAGCCGAAAAAGAUACUGGAGAUGAGUCAGAAGAAAAAGACGAUGCCAAAGUUGAUGAGGUAAAUAACGAUGACGAAACAACGGAAGAUGACAAUAAUGACAGCAAGGAAAUAGAUGGAACGGAAAAUAAAGAAGAUGAAGCCGAAGAUGAAAAAUCUGCAACUGAAGCAAGUUCAGAUGAAGCUGGUGACACAUCAAAAGAAACUACAGAUAAUGAUGAAUCAAAAGAAAAAUCAGAAGAGGUAGAGGAUGGAUCUCAAGAAAAGGCUGAAUCAGAAGAGAAAGAUGAAAGUAAAAGUGAAGGUGAUAAUGAUUCUAAAGAAGCACAAGAUGAAAAAUCAAACGAAGAAGAAGCAGAAAGUGUUGCGGAAUCUGCAGAAGUAGACGAAGAUUCUAAAGAAAAAGAUGAAGAAUCAGUCGAAGAGACUGCUGUUACUGCAGAAGCAGACAAUCAAUCUGAAGAAGAUACGAAGGAACAAAAUGAUGAAGAGAGCCAAGAAAAAGAUUCAGAAGAUAAUAAUGUAGAGGGCAUUGAUUCAAAGCCAGACGCUUCUGAGUCAAGCGAUGAAGUUACCGAAUCUGAAGCGACUGAAACAAAAUCGGCUGUUAGUGGUAAUGAAGAAUCAGAAGAAACCGAGCAAAAUGUUGAAGAUGAAGCAGCAUCUAAUGAAGAAGGAACGCCUGAGGAAGACUUAAUGAAAACUGGAGAAAUUCCCGAAAAUUUAAGAUCACGUGACCAUAUAAAUCAAAUUCUAAGGUUAGAUGAAGAAGCAAGCGAAGGAGAAAUAACUAUAGAAAGAUCAGCAGACAUAGUUCUCAGGGAUCUAAAGAGAGUAUAUGAGAAUUCUAUUAAACCUUUAGAAACAGUUUAUAAAUACAGAGAUUUAAGUAAUAGACAUUUUGGUGAUCCCGAAAUCUUUUCCAAGCCCUUAGUCCUUUUUAUGGGACCAUGGAGUGGUGGUAAAUCUAGUAUCGUUAAUUAUUUGACAGGACUAGAGUUUACAGAGUGGUCCCUAAGAACUGGUGCUGAGCCAUCACCAGCGUAUUUCAAUAUUCUGAUGUAUGGUAAGGACCCAGAAGUUUUGGAUGGUACGCAACUUGCAGCUGAUUGGACUUUUUCUGGGCUUCAGAAAUUUGGUCAAGGACUUGAAGAACGUUUAAGAGGUCUAAAGCAUCCAAGUAAAAUAUUAGAAAAGGUUAACAUUGUAGAAAUACCCGGAAUUUUGGAAGUUCGAAAACAAGUAUCCCGUGUCUUUCCUUUUAACGAUGCAUGUCAAUGGUUUAUUGAUCGCGCUGAUAUUAUUUUUCUUGUUUACGAUCCAUCAAAAUUGGAUGUUGGUCCCGAAACUGAAGCCAUCCUCGACCAACUUAAGGGCAGGGAAUCUCAGACUCGUAUCGUAUUAAAUAAAGCAGACAUAGUGAAACCUGAAGAGCUGAUGCGUGUGCAGAGUGCACUAAUUUGGAACAUUUCACCGUUAAUGAGCUCUGCACAGCCACCAGUAAUGUAUACAGUGUCAUUGUGGUCGAUACCAUACGAAUCUAGCGCACCAACGCGGCUGCUGCAGGCCCAAGAACGGGAACUACUUCGAGAUUUACGUCAAGCAAUUGACAAGCGAAUUGAGAAUAAGAUCGCCAGCGCAAGAAGAUUUGCGGUUCGCGUUAGAAAUCACGCGAAGAUGGUUGACUGUUAUUUGACAACUUAUUAUAACCAUAAAACGAUCUUCGGCAAUAAGAAACUUAUUGCCGAUGCUAUUAUUGAGAAUCCCCAGAAUUAUCACAUUUAUGAGGGACUCAGCACUCUCACAAAUAUUUCAAGGUAUGACCUGCCAGAUCCCGAAACGUAUCGGGACUUUUUCCGGCUCAAUCCGCUGUACGACUUCCAACAGCUGUCGGCGACGUGCACAUACUUCCGAGGCUGUCCUAUCACGCGGCUUGACGUCGCCAUCGCUUAUGACCUGCCUGAACUUGUGGGCAAGUACAAGAAGAUGGUGGAGACCGCCACACCUCAGGGCAUGCCCAAAAGUUGAUGCCCUCGCGAACGAACGAAACCCGCGUCACACUUAACACUCGCUUUUUAAUUUUAGUGAAUUGGAUUGGACGUAAUUAUUUUGGGCACAUUAUGCAUUUCUUAUCUAAUCGGGCGUCGAAAUAAUUAUUCUUUUUUUUUUACAUCGCAUUUCUGUUUUUAUUUAUAUAAUUUAUAAUUAUUUUGCUUAAAUACUCGCUUAUUCCUCUUUUUUGCGAUGAAUGAUGUGUGGCAUUCGUAUGAGUACUACUUAUGUGAUUUUCUUCAUGCGUUUAUAAAUGACGCUGAGGAUAGUAUAUAAAAUACAAGACAACUUCCAAUUUCCUAAUUAACACUGUCUUUUUAUACAGGUCUCAAACGUAAGAUUAAAUUAAUCUAGUCAUUAAUGUAAAGUUUGUUAGUGAAAAGGUUGUUAUUCAUUGAGGUGAGUUCCUUCAACAUUAGGACUAAUAUAAUUUAUUAUGCGGUCUCUGCCUUAUUUCUUUGUUAGUUACCAAAUAAGACACAACGUGACUAUUUAAGUAAAAAUAAAAACAAAAAUGAA
This is a messenger RNA of Galleria mellonella (greater wax moth), 3265 nucleotides long. Its product is annotated as sarcalumenin. Lineage: Eukaryota; Metazoa; Arthropoda; Insecta; Lepidoptera; Pyralidae. The coding region runs from base 233 to 2722 and encodes 829 amino acids. The record is from RefSeq and is a predicted model, not a curated record. The transcript has 11 exons. Gene Ontology annotation, molecular function: GTP binding.